AUGACGACGACGUCGAAAACGCUUUCCGAGCGCGAAGAAGGAGGAGAGAAGACGAAGAAGUUCUUUGUUUUCCCUCUCGUUCCGGUGAACUCGUACGCGUUGGACGAAGUUUCUUUUGUGAAUGCGAGUUCGAACACCACGAACAACACCAUCACUACUAAGAAUGCGACGAACGAGGAGGAUGAAAAGAAAGCGAAUAUGUUGCCGAUAUUUACGCUCCAACCUCUCAAAAAACAACACAACACAGACGACGGCGAAAACAACAACACCUUCAUACAGAAGUACGGCCAACCGACGUGCGGGAUGAGCGCGGACGAUCGCGUGUUUGUCGGUACCAACCGAGGGAAUCUCUUGCGGGUGAAUUUCGUGGAAGGAAGGACGGAUGUUUUAGGGUUUAACAACACCUUGAAAGUUGUGAGCGAAGAAGACGAGGAGAUGAUGUUAAGAGGAGGAGCAUUCAAUGAUAACGAAGAAGAAGAAAAGAAAGAGGAUUUAAAAGAAGGAACGACGGGGAGUGUUGGUGAAAAUAAAACGGCGAAAAGGAAAGGACUGGCAAAUUUAUUACUCGCGCGGAACCCGUUGGGAAUAAACGCGAAUCAGAACGAGAUUGGAAAGGUCGUGUGCGCGAGAGGGGACGCGUGCGCGUUUACCGCCAAGGACGGAAAGACCGGGAAGGUGGUAGAGACGCAUUAUUUAGGUGGACAAGACUGGGAGCGGUCGAAAGCAAUCGGGAAGUUGAGAGGGGUGAGCGUGAGCUGCGGGUGCUGGGCGUCUUCGUCUUCUUCCUGCGAUGGUAGCGACGGUAGGGGUAGGGGUGUUGGUGGCGAGGAGGGAGAGGAGGAAUCAUCGAGCGAUUCCGAGGAAGAAGGAAAGACGACGACGAGAAGCAGCUACGAGAAGGAUUACGAUAUGGAUGACGACGACGGCACGAAUGCGCCUCGAAACAAUAACAACGCGAAGAAACCGAAAGCAGCGAAGAAAAAUCUGAAGGGAGAGAAGAAGACGAAAGUGAAGCGCGAGUUGCUCCUCGGGACGUCCACCGGGUCCAUCGUGUAUUUAGAAUUAGAAGAAGACAAAGAGGAUUGGAAACGAAUGCGAGAGAUGAAGUGCGUUCCAGUUCUAGAUAUUCCAAAGGAAAGUGGGUUGAGUGAACCGAUUGUUGGCGUGAAAUUGUAUUCGGCGAAAACGACGAGUUUGACGUUGUCGCGAGAGCCACAAAAGCCUGCUUUAUCAAAACUCUUGUCGAGCGGAAAAAGCAAUAACGUAGACGAUGGGCAGAAGAAGAAGAAGGGCAAAACCAAAUUUUAUUCGUUAAUGGUGGCGACGCCGUCGAGGUUAUUUUUCGUGAAGAAAGAAGCGCGGUCGAUCGAACACUUCUUUGAUGAGUUGAAAAAGAGCGAAAACCAAGCGCUUCUCGAACCGGUGGUGCGCAUGCCCGUGCGAGCGUCGACUUCAUCUUUAGCGACGAAACGAAACGCGUCCACUGAAGAGAUCGUGUUUGCGUGGCUCACUGGAGCGGGAGUGUACGCUGGAUCCGCAGACGCGUCGGCGAAGGAAACGGACAACCAGGCAAAGUUACUCCGAGAUCACUCGUUGCUGCCGUUUCCCACGAAGAACGCUUUGCGUAAAAAAGAAGAUUCUUCUCCAAUAGGUUUGGCACUUACCGAUCACCACGCGGUGUUGACGUAUGCGGAUAGAAUUGCGUGCAUAUCCAGACUCACCGGUGAAUUAGCUCAGCUCUUACGUUUGGAUGAAACCGCGGACGGUAUAGUUACCCGAGAAAGCUUAAUCGCCUCUAAAGUCGUCUUUUGCGCCACGGACGAUAUCACGGGCGUUUCGUAUUUGUGCACCGAUAACGGCGAUCUAUCCGAAAUCGCUUCCAGAGACGAAGCGAGAGAUGCGUGGAGAUACUACUGCGAACGCAACGAGUUUAAGCGCGCGUUACAAUGCGUCGGUAUGGACGCGAGACGACGAUUUGAAAUUUUUAAAACCAAAGCGGAAAAAGCGUUCAAAGAUCGCGAGUACGAACUCGCCGGUCAAGCGUGGGCGCAAUGCGAAGAGAUGGUACCGUUUGAACGCAUCGCUAAGAAAUUUAAAGACGUCGGUUCAUUACAUGGUUUAAUCGCGUAUUGCGUCGGAAGGUAUGAAAAGCUGAAUAAAGUCGCGCUUCUCCCGGGCGGCGGUGUUUUGGUUUCCGGUAUCGCGAGCGGCAAAUCCGAGACGAGCGGCGGUAAAGGCGCCGCGAAGAAAAGCGGUAGUAACAUAAAUGUCGAUGGAGGAGGCAAAGACAACAAGAAUGCUCAACAAAAAUCUGCCGUUGACGAAGAUGCUGCGAAACGCUCGAUGCUUGCAAACUUCCUGGUCGAUUUACAUCUGAGCGCUAUUCAAAGAGCCGAAGAGAAAGGCAAACACGUCUUGGAAACGCGCUUAAAAUUUGCCGCUUUCCUUCGCCAGUUUAAGCGAGAUAUCGACACGCAGCUGACGAAGAGAAAAAUAGAGAAAACUAGCGAUCGCGAUCUCGAAGUUUCUUUCGCGUCCGCGCAAGGCGAACAUGAAAAAGUCAUCGCUUACUUCCUCGACGAAAAGCGAGACAUCGAUUUGACUUUGGACGCGUUGGCGAACGUCGAGGUGCCGUCGGAGUUAAUUUGCGAUUCGAUCGAAAAGUGUUUCGAAUUGAAUCCGGAGAAAACGACGGAUUUCUUAAUCCGGCAAGGCACGAGGAGGGUGGAACCAAAGCGCGUUCUGUAUGCCUUCACGCCAUUCGUCGGGUCGAAAGAUGAAAAUGCGGUGGAAAACGCGAUUCGAUACUUGCGAAGAGCGUGCGCGGAACCGAACGUCUCCUCGUCAGCCGCGAGAGAUUUAGCCAGUCACAACUUAUUGACGACGUUGUACGUGGAAUCUUUAGCGAACGGGUUUCGAGAGGAAUUGUUUCAAGAGUUGGAAAGUUAUUUGAGAGAAGCGGUUAGAUCGGAAGAAGUGGAAUCGUUCGGCACGAGAGAGGAAAACUUUUUCGAAGUUGCCGUGGCGAACGCCACCGGGAACAACGCCAAGAGGAAUCAGUUCGCGUAUUACGACCCGCGAUACGCGUUGACGUUACUCGAGUCGCGCAUGGAUAAAAAAGUCGCGUAUAAAUGCGUCGCAUUUCUGCACUGUUUGUUGAAAGAGUACGAAGAAGCCAUACGAGCUGCGUUGGAGCACGGGAACGACGUCGAGUUGGCGAAGACCAUCGCCGACGCGCCAGUCUCAAACUCGUACGAUUUCGACGGUGGCAUCAACCACGCAUAUUUUGGUGGUAGCGGUGGUGUUGGCAAUAAGAAGAGUAAAACGUCUUUGUUAUUGAAGGAGAUGCAAAAGAAACUGGCGAUUAGACACGAAAGCGAUGAAGACGAGAGCAGCGAGGAUGAGGAUGAGGACGAGGAUACGAGCGACGAGGGAGAGAGCGACUCUGAAAUCGAGCGCGAAGAAACCGCGCAUUUGAGACGCAAGACGCUUUGGUUGGAGAUCGCGAAGCACGUCAUCGAUAAUUGCGCACCUCCUGAUUCGAAAGAGAAUGUCAACCAAGAAUCGCUCGUCGAGCAAAAAGUCAAAGUAGCUUUGAAAUUUCUCAAGGAGACGACCAAAGACAACAACGUUCGCGAACAACAAUCGGGAGGACAAGGAGCGGAGAAGGACAACGCCACUAGAAUUCUCGGCGUGGAAGACAUCCUCCCGUUACUCCCUGAUUUCACGAAAAUCGACGCCGUUCGCGACGCCGUUCUCGAAGCGUUGCACAAGUACCAAAAUGCCAUCGAAACGAUGAAGAAAGACAUCGAACGAGACAGUGAAAUCACCGCACUCGUUCGCGAACAAGUGCGUCAAAUUCAAUCGAAAGAUUUAGAAAUCGACGCAGAGGAGCCGUGCGCGACGUGCAAAAAACCAGUCCUGCGUAACGGUAAGGUCCCGGAUUCCUCAGAUUGUGCUAAAUUGGCCCCGUUCUACGCAUUUCCGUGUACGCACGCGUUUCAUUGCGCCUGCUUGCUCCGCGAGGCGUUGCCGUUAAUGCUCGACGACGAACGCAAUCAGUGCCUCUCGUUGAUGAAAUGUCUCAAAAUCCCACUCCCGAUUCGUUUGAAGCCGAAAGUAAAACUGUGGGGGCCGCCUCCAAAAACGGCCACUGGUCACACCGCGGAAUCCGCGGUGGAAAAGCUCGAAGACGUGCUCUGCCAAGAGUGUCCGAUGUGCGGCAUCAUGCGCACGCGCAUCAUCGACGAGCCGCUUUUCCAUCUUCCGGAGGAGCAAGAAGAGUACGACGCGUGGAAUUUUGAAGACAAAUACACCUUCGAGUUCGAACAAGACGCCUUACGAUUCGUCUCCAGAGACGCAAACGAAAACGACGCAGCGAAAGAGUACGAAGAAGAGGAGGAGGAAGAAGAAGAAGUCAUUCAAAUCGUCGACGGCCACAAAAUCUUGAGCGGAUACGCGGAGAUUUUCGACGAGUUACCGGGCCUCGCGCCGGUGAUGCAAACUUGGGACAGGUACGUCUUCCACGACUCCUCGGACGAGGACGACACGAAAAAAAAAGACGAUUCUUCAUCCGACGAGGAGUAUUAUUAUUAUCAUCAUUCGCAGGUUAGUAGGUAG
This is a messenger RNA of Bathycoccus prasinos, 4620 nucleotides long. RefSeq lists its product with no specific name. Bases 1 to 4620 code for a protein of 1539 amino acids. Gene Ontology annotation, biological process: vacuole organization; organelle fusion; endosome organization. Gene Ontology annotation, molecular function: protein-macromolecule adaptor activity. The record is from RefSeq and is a predicted model, not a curated record. Gene Ontology annotation, cellular component: HOPS complex; endosome. Lineage: Eukaryota; Viridiplantae; Chlorophyta; Mamiellophyceae; Mamiellales; Bathycoccaceae. The transcript has a single exon.